Molecule: messenger RNA, 577 nt
Organism: Folsomia candida
Lineage: Eukaryota; Metazoa; Arthropoda; Collembola; Entomobryomorpha; Isotomidae
Exons: 2
Coding region: 94-420 (108 amino acids)
Source: RefSeq, a predicted model, not a curated record
UACAAUUUCGUGUUCAUUAACAAUUUAAAGAUCACAUGUGCAUCAGUAACUCGCUCAUAAAGUAGAUAAAACGUAAUUCCAGUCAUUAAAAAAAUGUCCAGGUUUAUUUCUCAAAUUUAUUUUUUCUUGUUGGUGGGUGCAAUUGUGUUAAUUCAGAAUCAAGCGUCAGGGUCACCACCAGGAUCUAACAUCGGACCAGCUCGACCUAGCAAUACCACCGGAAAUGCUCCGCCUCGAGUCCAUCCCAACGACGAAGUCACUGAGGAGGACGUUACAAGUAUAAAUGGUACAUCACGAUAUUGUGCAUAUUGUGGGGGUUAUAACCCCAUUGGGUGCAGUGACUACUGUUACUAUGCUGGAUAUUCGUGUUACGUGUGCAACUCUUGUACUUGUUAUUGUCUACGGUAUCCUUGCUACUGAAAAUAAGUGUUUAAAACCUGUUCCGUGAGCAACACAAUUUAUUAGAUAAAACAAAUUAUUCAUUAAUUACCUACUAAAUAUUUACAUAAACCCGAUACAUUUACAUGUUUGUACGUAUUAUUUAUGUAUAAAUAAACUGGCAUAAUGGUUGUUGGAA